GGGGACGCGCUGGCGGGCCAUGGCGGACCUCACUCUGUGCGCGUUCCUCACCAAGGUGCUGUGUGCUCACGGCGGCCGCAUGUUCCUGCAGGACCUGCGCGGCCACGUGGAGCUGUCGGAGGCGAAGCUGCGGGCCGUGCUGCGGCGCGCGGGUCCAGAGCGCUUCCUGCUGCAGGAGGUGGAGCUGCGCGACGGCCCGUGGGACGCAGAGGCCGAGGUGGCGGCGGGCGAGGGCGCGGGCGCGGGCUCAGGCGGCGGCGCCACGGCCUGCAGGGUGAUGGCCGUGUCCUCCGCGCGCCUCUGCGCCCGCUACCAGCGCGGGGAGUGUCAGGGCUGCGACCAGCUGCACUUGUGUCGCCGCCACAUGCUGGGCAAGUGCCCCCACCGCGACUGCUGGUCUACCUGUUCUCUGUCCCAUGAUAUCCACACACCUAUCAACGUCCAAGUCCUGAAAAGCCGGGGGCUUUUUGGCCUCAAUGAAGGGCAGCUGCGAAUCCUGCUUUUGCAGAACGACCCCUGCCUUUUCCCAGAGGUCUGUCAGAUGUACAACAAAGGUGUCGAUGUCCUUUAUGGCUACUGCAGCCUCAAGGAUAGAUGCAACAAGUUUCACGUGUGCAAAUCCUUUGUGCGAGGUGAAUGCCCCUUUCAGCCCUGCAAACGCUCCCACCAGCUCAUCCAUGCUGCCACCCUCAAGUUGCUAGAGGACCAAGAACUUAGUGUUUCAAGCGUCGUGAAUUUCCAGAUAAUCUCUGUCUACAGACAUAAGAAGUUGCACAAGAUGCUUGAAGAGAAAGACCACUCGGCUUCUACUGAGCAACCACAAGGCCUUGGGAAACAAGGAGCCCUCGGGGCUGUGGAAGCCAGGCCUUUCCUCCCUGCCCGUGCUCAGUCGCCCAGGAAGCCCCAAUAAACCUGAACGAGCUUCGGAGGAAGUGAGAAGCCCCUGUCCAUCUUGGAGGAUCAGAAGCAAGACUUUUGCUGAGCUGCAGUUUUUAGCCGGUCUUUCUCUCCCUCACUUAGUAUCAUUGGCAACUGUAAUACCUACCUCACAACUAACUGAUCGCCAGGACCCAGGGUGGAAACGAAAAUACACUUGCGGCUGAGGGCUGAGGUUGGACCUGGAGCCAGCCAAGAGAGGGUAAAUUCUGAGCACGUAAUCCAGGGUGAAUCCUGAAGCUGUAGUCUCUCUCUGCAGCCCCUGAAUGCCUUCGAGCCUCAAUGGAGGGCAGGUUUCUUCUGCUGUCUGCUAGGUCCCGCUGGUGUUUUCUAGACUCCAUUUACAUAGCUUAUGUUAUGGACAUCACAGUUUGUGAACUCUGUAUUGUUUGUUACUUGGGCUUAUACUUAGUUCCUUUUUUGCAAAGAAUUGUUAAUAUAAGUGUAAUCACCUCCCUUAUUCUGUAAUAUUUCAUACUCCUAACAGUGUUUGAAUAUCUCAUUUUGUAUCUGUGCAGUAUUGAAUUUAAAAGCCAAUUUGUACCUUUGCUUGGCUUGUAGGUGCUAAACAAUACUGUUUUCUGAUACAUAUUUCUUUAACUGUCUGUGUGGAUAACCUCUGUCCCUGCUUUCUGUGUCUCUUGCUUGAUUUUGUGAAUUUCCCAUGUUGCAUUUUGUGGCUUGGGCCCUCUGUGCUGUCAUCAAUACUGUGUUCAUAAUAUUCAAGUUUCUGGGUCCAUCCUCAGUCAGCAACCCAGCUAAUGAUCUCUGGACUCUGCUCGGAGGUUUCUACCUCACCCCACCCCUCUCUCAUCCUCUAUCGAGCCUAUCAGAGCUCAGCUGCUCUAUCCUGAAGGAUGUGUGGUUCACUCCUUCCAGUUAUAUCUCCCCGGUGUGGAUGGGACAGACCAUCAGGAAUCCAUAUAUACCUUGCCCAUUUCGUGGUCUCUCCCUCCCUCCUCCCUCUCCCCUCCUCUCCUUCUCCCUCUCUCUCCUCCGUCCUCCCUCUUCCCUCCUCCCUUCCCUCCUCCCUUCCUCCAGCCUCUCUGUACCCACUCAUCCUGUUGUUUUCAGUGUGUGCUUUGCUGAUAUUUGUUGUGGUCAUGUUCCCCAAUGUAACUGUGUAAAAAGAUUUGUGUUUCUUUCCAUAACGUGACAUUUGAGAAAUAGGAGCAAUUUAGUAAGUUUUCAUAAAGCCAAACUUACCUUAUUUGGAGAAACUUUUAUCAUGAUACCAAUGGAUCAAAGGAGAGGAGGGAUGUAAAAGUGUCCUUUCCAAACCAGUUUCCUCUUAGUGGACAGUAAGCUCGCGGACUUAGGGCUUCUCACUUCAGUUGUCAGUAACAGUACUUCUGAGAUUGUGUUUUAUAUUCUUUUCUUUCUUUUAAAAUUCAAGUUGUGACAUUUUUUUCCUAGUGGUAUUUGUGUGUGUGUGUGUGUGUGUGUGUGUGUUUGUGUGUGUGUUUGUGUGUGUGUUUAUGCAUUGGGAUCAAACCAAGGGCCUUGCCCAUGUGAAACAAAGUCCUCCACCAGCAAGGUACAUCUAAGUCCUGGACUAAACUUUAAAGUAAAAUUUUAGUCCAGUCCCAGUGGUGCAGGCCUUUAAUCCCAGCACUCCAGAGGCAGAGGCAAGCAGAUCUGUGAGUUCAAGACUGCCUGAUGUACAGAGUGAGUUCCAGGCUAGUCAGAGCUGCACAGUGAGACCCUGCCUCAAAAGAAAUUGCAUUUAAUUAUUAUUACUAUUUACACUCUGUCAUUUUCCUAUAUGUAUUUUGCUGUAAGCCAUCUUAAAUCCUUGAUGGGAUGGGGUGGCUCAGUGUGUUCUCUUUCCAUCAAUAGACGUGGUAGCUCUUACAGUGGUAGCUCUUAUAGUAUUGCUUUCUCAUGUGUCUCACCAGCAUGCUCUCAGAUAUGAUGUUCCUGGUCUGUAACCAUUGUUGCAACAUUUUAUUCAAGUCCAUAGUAUUUCAUUUUAAGUUUUAGUUCUUUUGGGAAUUUAGUCUACAAAAUUAUCUUUUUGUGUAUAUGAUACUGGGAAUGGGCCUGUGGCUCAUGAGCACUAGGCAAGUGUGCUCUACCUCUGAGCUGUAUUCUCAGCACUCAAAUUAUGUUAUGUAAGUGUUACCAGAUCGAGUCUGGCUGCUCACCCCAUGCUGGGCAGAUAAAGUUAAGAGAUGUGGUACUGAGGGAAGAGGGUGAUUUUAUUCACAAACCUUCGUAGAAAGGAAGGAUGGGGGUGUUUGGAGCCUGCUCGCUGGGGAGCUAACUUGGGGUCAGUUUACACUAGUGGGUGAUGGCUGACCUUGGGCACUCUCUCGCGGUGCGUGGGCCAGAGAAUGCGCAGCUCUUUGCUUUGUCUUGUGUUUUCAUUUCUUCAUGUCUCAGAAACAGAGCAGUGUUUCCUUGGACUUUACUUUUCAAAUUAGUUCCACAGCACACAGGGAAAUGACUCCCGGGGUGGAGAGGUCCUGAGCCCUCCCCCCCCCUUGUGUAAUGAGCGAACUAGGCUUCAUGAUCACGCCCCCAACCGAUAGUUCAAGUGGAGCCUUGUCACUUUACUGCACAAACUUCUCUAGCUCUAACACGAGAAUUCUCUGAGGACUCUCAGGAAUCGCAACCGGUUUCCUCCAGCCCUCCCCCCACCUCAUUCUGAGACCAUUAUCCAGUCAUUUGACUUAAGACAACAAGUUAUUGAUUGUCCUUAUUAUCUUUUCCUCAUUCCAUGGCAAAUCUGUUUCCAAGUGUUGGAAGUUCUUUCCCCCUCAGAAACCUUCUAAAGGGUCAGUUUUCCUUACCUCUCUCCACCUUCAGACACUGCCCUGGUGCACACCCCCACCUCUCCCUGCCUUGGUAUACACACACACAAAACUGUCACUGCCUUUGUGCACACUUCUCUUAUGUAUUUCAUAGGCACAUUACUCAAUGAUGUCCAGGUUAAUUGUUGAGUUUUUUUGUUUGUUUUGUUUUUGUUUUUUGGUAUGAGGUGCUGGGUAGGCUCUUAUACCCAUGGUAGCCAUGGUAGCCGCAUUUAAAUAUUGAUAUAGUUGGCCUUUGAAGAUUUCAUUUACUCUCUCUCAUUUAUUUGUUGACACGGUCUCAUGCAGCCCGGGCUAGUCUCGAACUCACUAUGUAGCUCAGGCUGGGUUUGAACUCCUUAUCCCCUGGCCUCUAUCUCCCAUGAGGUGGGGGUGUCGGUGAUGCUACCACAUCUGCCUCUAAAGUGGCUUGUGUUUCCCUGCUUUUAAAUACGUUUUACUUAUUUACUAUACGUGUUGUGUUUACGUUUUACUUAUUUACUAUACGUGUUGUGUUUAGGCUUACGGAUGUAGUGAUGUGUGUGGUUCGGUGAUGUAUAUGUGGAGGUCAGAGGUCGCCUCCCUGUUGUCAGUUCUCGCCUUCCAUAUGUGGGAGGUGGCUUUAGACUUGUAAUCCUGCUGCUCCUUAAGUGCUAGGGUCACAGGUGUGGGACACACCAGGCUCUCUCCUCUUCUCCCUGCCUCCAUUCCAGCUGCCUGAUCUUUUGGAAGCAAACCUAAGGAUAUUGCAGUUCUGUUUCUCCUGCCGAAAUUUUCAUCGGCCUCCAUCACGCAGGGCAAGCAUCCUACGUUAGGAUGCACAGGGGCAGAGCAACAGGUAAAUGGGGGUAAGGAAGAAGGGCUGUGGCAAGCUGUCCCAACAGUGGUGGUUCCUCACUUUGGGUUUCUAUCCGGGGAUAUGGACCCAGAUCUCCAUAUUGUUCCGUUUUUCAGAAGAAGCCAGAAAUACAGAUUUUUGUGAGAUAUGACUUUGGUGAUUAGGUAUUACCUUUUUUGGUUGAGUUUUAGGAACAAAAAGGUUAGAGUCUGCUGUUGUGGAACAUGCCUAUAAUUCCAGCACUUAAAAGCUGGAGGCAGAAGGAGCCAGAGUUGAAGGCCAGUCUUCAUAACACAGUGAGUUAGAGGCUGGCCCAGCUACUAGAAACCAUGACUCAAAAAAACAAACAAGACAGAUGCCAAAAUUUCCACCAACUUGAAUUUUUUGGAAUAUAUUUCAUCUUAUUACUCUUGUUUGGUUGGUUAGUUGUUUUUGUUUUUCUUUUGAGGCAAGGUAUUCUAGGCUGGUCUUGAACUCAGUAUGUAGUCUACAUUUUGGAUCCUCCUGCCCCCACCUCCUAAGUGUUGACAUUACUGGCAUUUGCUACCAUGCCCCACUUACUCAGUGCUAGGGAUUGAAGAUGGGACUUGAUCAUGUAAGCAAGCACUCUGCCUCCCGAGGCACAUCCUCAGGCCUAGCCCUGGACUCAGUCUUUAAAUGCUGUUGCCUCUUCUGUAAACAUAAUCACUACUUCCCUCACUGUGCCUCAAAGCCUGGCAAAAUUACAAUUGUCAAGAGUCACAAUAACCCUUACUGACCCUGAAAAGGUGGUUUGUAGACCUCCAGCUUAUACCUCACGCUCCAUCCAAAGCUUUGGUUUUGAGCAAAACCAUUAAUUAUUCCUCGUGGCAAUCCUGACACUUAGAAGUUAGAACACUUCUUGUCAGAUACUGAAUAAGUUGAUUCAGAAUAUGCUAAUUUUCAUUGUUUUGUUUGCUUGGUUUUGGUUUUAUAGGUUUUAUGAUUUUGUUUUGUUUUUGAAACAGGGUUUCUCUAUGUAAUGGAGCCCUGGCUGUCCUAGACUCACUCUGUAGACCAGGCUGGCCUUGAACUCACAGAAGCCUACCUGUCUCUGUCAUUGCCUUUGUGCCCCACACUCUACCUGAGUGCUGGGAUUAAAGGUGUGUGCCACCACUUCUGGCUCUGAUUUUGUUUUUUUUUUUUUUAUUUAAAAAAAAAAAAAGUCAGGGUCUCACUGUAGCCCUGACUGGCCUGGAACUCAUUAUGUAGACCAGGUAGGCUGGAGGCAUCUGCUAGGUCUAUAGGUGUUCAUGUUCACCACCACACUCAUGAUCACCACAACCCUCAGUUCAGGUCCUUUAUUUAAAAAAAAAUGCUUACACUUUCUUUUUUUCCUAUUGAGGGUGCUGUAUGAUGCAAGUAAUUGAAUCACUGAAGUUUAGAGUCAACUUCUGUUCAUGAAGUGGGUUGCCCAUCAAGGAUGCUCUCCGUCCCACAUCAGUGUGUCCCGAUUUUCCUCACUGUGUUUUUUUAUAUAUAUAUAAAUUUAUUAUGCUAGUUCUUUCCUGAUUAUUUUGUGUUUGUGUUGCUAUUCUCUAUGGGGAUCUCUCUGGAGUACUGCUAACUUUUAAGAUGAAUGGUUAGUUGUAAUAACUGGAGAUGGCCUGUCUGUCUGAAUAGAAAAUCAUAGCUACAAAGUGAUGUGUUAUGGAGCUCCAUCAUUUCAUGUUUAAUACAAAUAAAAGUAUUUUUGGUAUUUCUUCAUUAGAGUUAGUUGUUAGCUUCACUCUAUUCUUACUUGUUGGAAGCUGAAGACUUGAUAAAGUGACUCAGUCUUUUAAUAUCUUCACACCUUGCAUGAUUGAUUGCAUUCAAUGUUUUUAUAAUAUUGAAACAUCCUUAAAUUUAUAAUAAAUCAGCUCUGUGUGACUAUGGCAUAUACUCUUGGCAUUUUUUUUUUUCUGUUUGCAAUUCACUGAGAUUCAUAAAUAAAACUCAUUUGUAUCUU
Molecule: messenger RNA, 6538 nt
Organism: Mus musculus (house mouse)
Lineage: Eukaryota; Metazoa; Chordata; Mammalia; Rodentia; Muridae
Gene: Zc3hav1l
Product: zinc finger CCCH-type, antiviral 1-like
Exons: 4
Coding region: 20-910 (296 amino acids)
Cellular component (GO): cytosol; cytoplasm
Molecular function (GO): metal ion binding
Source: RefSeq, marked validated